GAACAUUCCGAUGAUACAACAAACACAUCAACUGAGAAGUAUGAAACGCUGAUCACAGGUCUUAUUAAAGCACAUAAUUUUCCUGAAGCUAAGCGAUUAUUUGAUGAAGCUAGGAGUAAAGAACAUGUAUUCGAUGAUAAUAUGUAUCUUAAUAUCUUCAAAUCAGCCACACGAUUGAAUUAUAUGAAAGAUGCUGUUGCACUGAAAGAACUAUGCAUUGAGAAAGGCAUAGAGCUGGAUGACUACGCCAUGUCAGAUCUGAUAGUCUGUUAUAUCAAGAAUAAUGAUGUUCAAGAAGCUGAACAAGUUUUCAAUGAUCUGGUUGAGAAAGGCCGACCCCCGUUGAGGUUUGCUUGUAUUGCAUUGGCUCGUCAGUUUGAGUCUGAAGGUAAACCUGACAAGAUCAAAGACAUUUACGAAAAGUACAACCAAGUCGGACAAGAGAAAAUCCCGUUCAUGAGAUUUUUACUUGGUGCUUACAUCACCUGCCAGAAUCCAGACGCAGCUAUUGAAACAGUACGAGAAGAACUGAUUGAAAAGAAGACACCGCCUGGUGCUGUUGGUACAAAGGCACUGUUUAAAAAACUUAUUGUGAAUAAUUUCGAAUUAGAUAAAGAAGAAUGA
Saccoglossus kowalevskii is the source of this 624-nucleotide messenger RNA. RefSeq names its product leucine-rich PPR motif-containing protein, mitochondrial-like. Gene Ontology annotation, molecular function: protein binding; mRNA 3'-UTR binding. Gene Ontology annotation, biological process: regulation of mitochondrial translation. Lineage: Eukaryota; Metazoa; Hemichordata; Enteropneusta; Harrimaniidae. The record is from RefSeq and is a predicted model, not a curated record. Gene Ontology annotation, cellular component: mitochondrion; nucleus.